CCUCGAAGGGAGCCUGCCAGCAACUCCUGCAGAGACCUGAAGGUGUUGAGCUUCAGCUGAGGAUGGCAGGAGAUUCUCGAGUCCUCAUGGACCACAACAUGGAGAUAGGAGUCACGCCGGCACAGGUGAAGAAGCUUCCUAAACACUUGAGGGAGGCUCAGAUCUCGACAGAGCGAACCCAUUUGAUUUCCGAUCCUGCGAAGAAGCCACGUCAGCGAUACGUGCAGAAGGACGGCAAGUGCAAUGUGCACCACGGAAACGUGCAAGAGACCUACCGAUACCUCAGUGACUUGUUCACUACGCUGGUGGACCUACGCUGGCGUCUUAGUCUCUUUAUUUUCACCUUGGUCUAUGUAGUCAACUGGCUUUUCUUUGGCUUCCUGUGGUGGCUGAUAGCGCUCAUCCGUGGGGAUCUGGUGCACGCUGAUGAGGAGGGCUGGACCCCCUGUGUGGAGAACCUCAACAGUUUUGUCUCAGCCUUCCUCUUUUCCAUUGAAACGGAGACCACCAUUGGGUAUGGUUAUCGUGUAAUCACAGAAAAAUGCCCCGAGGGGAUCAUACUGCUCUUGGUGCAGGCCAUCUUGGGUUCCAUUGUUAACGCCAUGAUGGUGGGCUGCAUGUUUGUCAAGAUCUCACAGCCAAAGAACCGCGCCGAGACCCUCAUGUUCUCUCAGAAUGCUGUCAUAUCGGUGCGAGACAACAAGCUGUGCCUGAUGUUUCGGGUGGGGGACCUGAGGAACUCUCACAUCGUGGAGGCGUCGAUCAGAGCGAAGCUGAUCCGCUCGCAGCAGACCAAGGAGGGGGAGUUCAUCCCGCUCAACCAGACGGACAUCAACAUCGGCUUCGACACGGGAGACGACCGACUAUUCCUGGUGUCGCCGCUCAUCAUAUCCCACGAGAUCAACGAGAAGAGCCCCUUCUGGGAGAUGACGAUGGCGCAAAUGGAGAAGGAGGAGUUCGAGAUUGUGGUUAUCCUGGAGGGCAUGGUGGAGGCCACAGGGAUGACGUGCCAGGCGCGGAGCUCCUACCUGGACACAGAGGUGCUGUGGGGCUACCGCUUCACGCCGGUGCUGUCUCUGGAGAAAGGUUUCUACGAGGUCGACUACAACAACUUCCACGACGUCUACGAGACCAACACGCCCAGCUGCAGCGCCAAGGAGCUGGCGGCGAAGCUCCGCGAGGGGCCCCUGUUGCCUCAGCUCUCGCUCCUCAGCCCGGAGCCCAAAACGCACACUUUUGACCCCCUGGAGCACCUGUCUGACCGGGACCCCCUGAGCCCAGACGAGGACAAAGACGAGAGAGACUCAGGAGAAACCAAUGGCUCGGCUGCAGCUCUGGAGGCCCCGCCCCUUUCUGACGGACUGCCUGAUUGACAUUAGAGCUUAAAAAUCCCAGGAAAGAGCGGACAAAGAGGGCCCAGGACGAUAUAACGCUUCAUUUAGUCAAUGGCCAGCUUGUUCCUUUGCAACGCCUGGAGACACGAGACAUCCGUCUCCAGCCCCCGACUCAUGCAAUACUCCUCUACUAGAGUGUCAAUCUAUAGUAUAGAUUGGUUUUGUAGACACGUAAGUACACAUACACGGACACACACGUACAGUAUCUAUAUCUACACUUAAAGGUCGGUGGUUCAGAUUGUCUUUUUAUAAUCCUAACGACCACACUGUAAAAAUGUCCCGUUGUUUUUACAGGAAAAAACUGGCAGCUGUGGUUACCAGAAUA
Molecule: messenger RNA, 1719 nt
Organism: Centropristis striata (black sea bass)
Lineage: Eukaryota; Metazoa; Chordata; Actinopteri; Perciformes; Serranidae
Gene: kcnj5
Product: potassium inwardly rectifying channel subfamily J member 5
Exons: 4
Coding region: 63-1373 (436 amino acids)
Biological process (GO): regulation of monoatomic ion transmembrane transport; potassium ion import across plasma membrane
Cellular component (GO): plasma membrane
Molecular function (GO): G-protein activated inward rectifier potassium channel activity
Source: RefSeq, a predicted model, not a curated record